Messenger RNA from Cannabis sativa, 2837 nucleotides. RefSeq names its product auxin response factor 18-like. Gene Ontology annotation, biological process: regulation of DNA-templated transcription; response to hormone. Gene Ontology annotation, cellular component: nucleus. Lineage: Eukaryota; Viridiplantae; Streptophyta; Magnoliopsida; Rosales; Cannabaceae. The record is from RefSeq and is a predicted model, not a curated record. Bases 289 to 1494 code for a protein of 401 amino acids. The transcript is spliced from 2 exons. Gene Ontology annotation, molecular function: DNA binding.
AAUAAUUUAAAUAAAAUUAUACUCUUUUGAACAUGUACAAUUACUUAAAAUAAUUUGGAGUACAAAGAUAUUUUCAUUUUUUUUAAAAUAAAAAUUAAAUAAUACCGUAUAAAUUACUGAAUAAUCUUUAAAAAUAUUAGUAAACUACAUUUGAAUUUAAAUCAUACAAAUAUCUAUUUGUUUUAAAAGUAGACAAAAAAAAAAGUAUAAAUAGACAUCUAGGUCAAAGGAAAAGAACAUAAACACUCUCUAACACUUGAUUAUUAUGUGCUUUCGGCAAAGUCAAAGAUGAACGAAGAAAGAGUUCAGAUAAUCGGGAACGACAUGAUCAUAGAUUCCUCUCUUUGGCAUGCCUGUGCCGGAAGACUAGUUCAUGUUCCUCCGGUCAACUCUACGGUAUCUUACUUCCCUCAAGGUCACUUCGAACACGCCGGAAUGGAAAACACCGAUGACGCCAUAGCCACGGCGAGUAGAAUUCCAUGGAGGAUUCAAUGCCGAGUCACGUCCGUGGAGUUAAAGAUGGAUUCAAGAACUGAAGAGGUUUACACCAAGAUUCAUCUCAACCCAAUAGUGACCAAUAAUAAUUCUACUGAUGAUGAUAAAGACUACGCUUUGAGCGAGAGUUUGAAUUUAUUUGGGAGAUCCCAAUUUCUUACCAAAGUCCUUACUCAAUCGGACGCGAACAAUGGCGGGGGUUUCUCUGUACCGAAAAAACUAGCGGAGACAAUAUUCCCACCAUUAAAUUACAAAAUUACUAAACCUGGUAUUGAAAAUCUUCCGUCUCAGGAUAUUCUGGCGAGGGAUUACAGAGGCAAUAUUUGGAAAUUCAGGCAUGUUUAUAGGGGGAAUCCUCUGCGGCACUUGUUGACAACUGGAUGGAGUAAAUUUGUUACAGCCAAGCAAGUGGUUUCUGGAGACACGAUCGUGUUCGGGAGGGAUGACAAUGGAGAUGUCUAUGUUGGAAUAAGGCGUGUUAGGAGGGCAAGGUGGCAAGGAAGAAUUAGGGCUGAAAGUGUUCUAGAAGCUGCAAGACUUGCUGCCAUUGGGAGAGGUUUUGAAGUUAGGUAUUACCCGAGUAGUAGCACAACAGAGUUUUGUGUUGUGGAUUCGGUGGUUAAUGCAACGAAGAGGAAGAUGGUGAAUGAGUUUGGGGCUGGGACAAGGAUCAAGAUGGCUUUCGAGACUUUAAAUUCGACUGGAGUGGAACCAGUGGGCUGGUACAAGGGUUCUAUUGAGUCUGUUGAAGAUGUUGACCCGAAUCACUGGCCUGGUUCUUUAUGGCGCCGUCUUAAGGUGAGGUGGGAUGUUGAUGCUGUAAAUUUAAGGAAGCAAAUUAAUCCUUGGUUGGUCCAAGUGGUGAGCACACGUGUCAUUCAAACCUAUGACCGCAAACGUGGAGGCGAGCAAUUGGAGGAAUCCAAUCACGUUGUAAAGAAGCAGACAGUCUAUCUAUUUGGUGCACCCAUUGGAGAAUCCAAGAGGAGAUCAGGAUAAUUGCCUCUCUAAUUAAUCACACUUUAAUGAAAAUGAAUCUCCUCAAAUUGAGUACAAUUAAGAUUUUUCAUUUUAGUUUGGUUUUUUUUUUAAUGUUUAUUUAAUAAUAAAUAUUCAUUUUAGUUAUAUUACCCUUUUUUUUUCUUUAUAAUUAAUUAACAUUAACUAAUUUAUAAUUAAAAGCAAGAGAAUUGUUAAAGAGUAUUAUUGGUGUCUAGCACCUUCCUUAGUGUCAUACUGCUAUUGGUGUAAUUAAAUAGUGGGUCUCAUACAAUUUAAGAAAAUAAAUUUUAAAAAAUAUCGCUAACAAUUUAUAGAAUGACACUUAUAAAAAAUAUUGUACAUCACUAGUACCCAAUAACAAUACUCUUGUAAAAUAAUGUAGUUUGUAGACAAAUUUUGUAACUAAAAUGUUCAAACAAAACAUGAUAUAAUAAUAGCAAGUUUAAAGUGGAGCAUGCCUCAUACAAAAUACUUAAAUAUAUAAUAUAAUAUAAAUUAUAAUAUGAUGAUUACGUACAGUUAUUAAUUAUUGAUUAAACAUUACUGAAUUAAUAUUAAAGAAUAAGCUUGUUAAGUUAAUUUGAAUAUAGAUAUAUAAUCAUAGAGAGGAAUUCAUUGGUUUGACUCCAACAACCAAAAUCUCAUAAUAGAAAGAUAACACUAAAACAAUAUAGCAAAAUAAUUCUAUUGAAGUGCAAACUUAUUAAAGUUGCAUGAAAGAUAUCUAAUUAAAAAAUUUGAAGACAGCUGUCUGAGUAUGUGAUCAUAUAAAAAUUACGAUGAAACAAGAAAAAAUCAAUAGCAAAUAAAGAUGAAUAUAUUCCAAAUAUAGUAAUUAAUAACUACUAGUACUAUUCAUCUUAUUUUAUCAUAAGUAAAACACUUACCGUACGUACGACAAGAUUUAAUUACAAAUUUGAUUUUUUUCCCCAUAAAGGUGAAGCAUUUUUGUGUUGCAUUAAACAUGUUUCGGACAUAUUCUCUCCUAUAAAUGAUUAAUAAUACUAUAGUUUACUUUAAUAUCACUGUAACUUUCUUUUUUUUUAUUUAAGCGUUUAUAUAUUACAAUCAUAUUUUACUUAGGACUCGAAUCUAGGACCUUUAAAACACAAACACCCACCUGCCACUUGAGCUAGCCUCAAGUGGUCAUUGUAACUUUCCUUUUUAUUAAUGUUAUUUGUUUUUAAUGAAUAGUUAAACAACAACCAUAUGUAUAUAUACUGUACUACAAACAAAAAAAAACCCUAGGAUGCAUGCUCUCUGGUUUCCCUCCGGUACCCAAACUGGGUUUUUGGUCCACCCAAAUUGGUUUUGUGGUGGUAUUUGGUACCUCUUUUGGG